Molecule: messenger RNA, 933 nt
Organism: Phyllostomus hastatus (greater spear-nosed bat)
Lineage: Eukaryota; Metazoa; Chordata; Mammalia; Chiroptera; Phyllostomidae
Gene: ZNF576
Product: zinc finger protein 576
Source: RefSeq, a predicted model, not a curated record
AUGAAGCGAGAGCGCCUGCGCACGGGGAGCGCCUACACUUCUGCGCCGACUGAGUGGGCACGACUGUGUAACUGCCGGACGGCAGUUCCGGAGCUCGGCUUCAAGAGGCUCAUCAGGAGAAAGGGCGUGGAAACCACCGGGAUCUUGAGACCCGUCACCAUAGAGGACCCGCUUCCUAAGGAGAAGGAGCAGCAGGAUUCUUCCAAAGAGAGGAGUCCUUGCGGUACAGGAGUUGACAUCUACCAUCUGGGCGCCCUGCAGUGCGCCCGCUGCCUCAUCUUCGCUAACUCCAAGUUCCAGCAGCAUCACAUGAAAUGGGAGCACCCAGCAAGCACAGCCCAGAAGCUGCAGGGGACCCUCUUCAUCUGCUUCACCUGCAGCUGCUCCUUCCUCUUAUCCAAGGCCCUGAUCACCCACCAGCGCAGCCAUGGUCCCACCACCAGGCCCUCCCUGCCGGCUGUACCACCACUGCUCAGCCCACCUUCCUCUGUUCUGACUGGCAGGACCUUUAGGCAGGCUUCUCUGAGGUGGCACUGCCAGGUGAGUGAGGCCCACACCCCUCCUGGCCUCUGUGCUUGCACAGAGUGUGGGCAGGACCUUGCCCGGGAAGCCGGGCUGCAUCUACACUACAUCCGGCAUGCCCGUGGGGAGCUUGGAGUGCAGCUUCAGCCCUCCCUAGGGCAUUGGGGGUUCUAUGGCUGGUGGAACCCUCUUCUGAUACAGGAUGGGCCCUUGGAAUUUGCUUUCCUCCCAGGAAAGGCAAAGGGCUAUUGAGAAGUAGGGCCCAGAAGAUGUUUCUCAUUUAGAGCUUCAGUUUUUGGAGAACAGAAAGGCCUUUGGGGAAUCAGGGAAACCAGACAAUAGUCAGAUGUUUUGUUUAAAAAAAAAAAAAAAAAAGAGUAAUAUCCCUGGCUGGUGUGGCUCAGUGGAUUG